AUUGUGAAUUAUUGUGAAUGAGCGCUGCUGCUGCUGCUGCUGAAGGCCAUUGCUUGGCCUUUCGCAAUGUCUCGUACUCUGUCCAGGUCAAGCACUCCCGAAGCCCGUUCGCGCCGGUCGUCCACAAGGACAUCCUGAUGCACUCGCAUGGCCUUGUUGAAGCAGGCCAGACCAUGGCCAUCCUCGGCAGCUCAGGCUCUGGAAAAACUUCCUUGUUGGACGUACUGGCAUGCCGAAAUAUUGGCGGCACGGUGACGGGCGAUAUCUACCUCAACGGCGCUCGAGUCACCUCAGAGCUCAUUCAGGACGUGGCUGGAUAUGUCAUGCAGGACGAUCGGUUGUUGCCAAACUUGACCGUCACUGAGACGCUGUUCUAUAUUGCAGCCCUCAAGCUGCCAAGCUCGAUGACCGAUGCGGACAAGAUGGAACGAGUCAACAGCGUUAUCGCCGAGCUUGGUCUGCGACAUGUGGCUGGAAAUCGCGUCGGUGGUAACACUCGAGGACUGUCGGGAGGAGAGCGGCGUCGAGUCUCGAUCGGCGUGCAAAUGAUCUUGGAUCCGAGUGUACUCUUUCUGGACGAACCGACGAGUGGUCUUGAUGCAUUUACUGCUACUGCAAUUGUCAAGACCCUGUCGCAGUUGGCUCGGCGCAACCGCACCGUCAUCUUCACGAUUCACCAGCCACGCUCGGACAUUUGCCAGCUUUUUGACCAGGUGAUGCUCAUGUCCAAGGGCUACACGGUCUACACUGGUAGUGCGCAGAACAUGCUGCCGUACUUUUCAACGCUUGGCUUUGAAUGUCCCGAGUACUCGAAUCCUCUCGAUUACUUUUUGGAUACAAUCACCGUUGACGAUCGUUCGCAACAGACGUUCGAUAUUUCCUUUGCAAUCUUGCAGUCGCUGGUGGGCUGUUACGAGCGCUCUGCUACCUACACAGAGUUGCAAACCAAACUAGGUCAAGUAGCCCAGAUUGCUGAAGCUGCGACGCAGCGCCAAGUGUUGAAUCGAGCAUCCGAGAGCUGCCUUCCACAGCUCAACGUCAAUUCGACGCCUGCCUCGAGCGAGGCCACCCCGUUGCUGGGAGCGCAAAAGGCCGCCGUGGAGCAGCCUGCCCAGCAACACCGCGGCGUCAGUGGCAAGCGCGCGUCUUACCUGUCCAUUGUCAAGACGCUCACUGGCCGCGCGACAGUCAACCUCCGCCGCGACGCCGACGGCCUCAAUGCUCGUCUGACCCAGCAGCUCUUGUUUGGUGUUCUCAUCUUCAUUUUCGUCUUUCGUCUCAAAACGGACCAGCCCAGCGUACAAAACCGCACUGGAUUCUUGUACGAGGCCAUUUCUGGUCCCGUCUUCAUUGGCAUGUUGAAUGCCAUGGCCCUAUUUCCCACGCAACGAGACGUGUUUUAUCGAGAAUCGCGCGACGGCUUGUAUGGCGCGUCGGCGUUCCUCCUGUCGUACACGCUGCACGCCUUGUGGACGGACGUGACUGCCAUUCUGCUGUUUUCGGGAUUCUCCUACUGGGCGGUCGGGCUCUACUCGAGCUUUGCUCGUUUCUGCAUUUUCACGACGGUCAUGUACUUCUUGCAGCUGUUUGGCGAGAGCCUUGGUCUUUUGACGCUUUCCUUCUUCUACGAGACAACCGUUGCCAACCAGGCCGCGUCGCUCAUCAUUUCAGCGUCCGCCUUGGUGGCCUCUGGCUUUUUGCGAUCCACCCAGUCCAUCCCCGUCUUUUUGCAGUACAUGGGCUACGCCACGCUCCACAAGUACGCCUCGGAGGUGAUGGUCGCCAACGAGUAUCAGGGUUUGCAGCUCGAGUGUCCCGCCAAUCUUCCGCCGAGUGCCUGCGAGUACCAAAAUGGCGAGCAGUACAUUGAUGAAAUGUUCCCUGGCGCGGUCGAGCAUUUGUGGCGCAAUAUUGGCAUCAUUGCAGGGUUUGCUACUGCAUUGCGAAUUCUUCCGUAUUUCUUCCUCAAGUUUGUGCAGCGUUCCCUGCGUUGAGCCAAUGUAGCUUGAUUGAUGUGUAUGAAAAUCUUAUUUGAAAAAAUUGAAACA
Molecule: messenger RNA, 2048 nt
Organism: Capsaspora owczarzaki ATCC 30864
Lineage: Eukaryota; Filasterea; Ministeriida; Capsasporidae
Product: ATP-binding cassette
Exons: 9
Coding region: 18-1994 (658 amino acids)
Biological process (GO): transmembrane transport
Cellular component (GO): plasma membrane
Molecular function (GO): ATP hydrolysis activity; ATP binding; ABC-type transporter activity
Source: RefSeq, a predicted model, not a curated record